ACACUUUAAGAUCGUGUAUCCUUACAGAUAGGGGAACCCUACAGGGCACUCGAUCAUGUUUUCACCACUGUAAGGGCACCCAUUAGGGAACUUCAUGUUUCUUUGCACAUAGGGAAACCCUAUGCUACUGGAAGGGCACUCUAGAGGGCAUGUUUUCUUACAAAUAUUGGCACGCCAGAGGGCAUUUCAUUAUGUUUUAUCCAUCUGAGGGGCAGCUGUUAGGACUCUUCAUCUUGCUUUGUUCACUGAGGGCACUUUAUCACGUUUUAUUCACUUUUCAUGGAGUGUUUUUUUUUUUUUUAAGACCUUAGGGCAUAGGGGUACGGGGGCAGGGGGUGGGGUUGAAGUGGUGUGUUUUGGGGAAUGGUAACUUAAACACGGGUUUGACUUCUAACACUAUUUUUACAACCAGAUUUUCGUUCUCUGUAUGCGCCGGCUAUAAUUCCCAGAGUCGCCACACGAUGGACGCAUUGGCACGCGCUUCCUCUCCGCCGUAACGUGACGCCGCUGCUCUUUCGUUUCACCGCUCCAGUCCGCCUUCAGCACCGGCGGCGGCGGAUCAAACGCGCUUCGCGGCGGACCGGGCGGUCGCAGCCUCGCGCCUUCCAUCCCUCUGGAUAUAUUUACUGGAUUUCCACUGUCCGUUUACGCGUCGUUUCCGGGUCAGGCUUUACAUCAGGAUGCACAUUGCUCUCCGUUAUCCCAUUUUUCCAUCCGGACCGGAAGAAAGAAAGACGCGGCAUCAUCGGAUUACAUUACCGUAACCGCACAACGAUCCGACUCUCUGUUCUCUGAGCGAAACAUUCCGGGUCACCUCUGUGCACACAUCGCAGUCUGUCUGUCUUUUCCUUUUUUCUUUGGAGGGGGUGGGGGACGAGAGGGCUUCCGAACAUUUACGCCCACGUUUAGUUUAUAAACAAAGCACGAGGAAAGCUGAUAGACCACUCGGAGUAGGAAUAGAUCCACUUUGUGCAUCACGCCAUGCGUUUAAAAUCCGAUCCUGAACCAGAUCCUGACCCGGUUUUCACUCAUUAAUGCACGGAUUAAUACCGUGGAUAAAAGCGGAAAACGUCACGAAACGUCACAUUGCCAUUUUAUUUAUUUAUUUAUUUAUUUAUUUAAAUCCAACUCUCACUAUAUUUGAUGAUCGGAUGCUCGCGCUGCUGGAGACGGACUUAAUGGUCUUGCUGUGAUCACACGCGUUUAGCGGAUUGAAAGCGCCGCGCACGAGCGCGCUUCGACUACUCGAACCGUUGUUUACUCGUGUCAGGCGGUGUGUUCGCGCGCUGAACGAUACUCAGCUGUAGUUAUUCCUAUCUGCGCUCGUCUGUUCUUGGAGAAAGUUAGCGGAACCGAAAUCCAUCCGGAGCGCGAUGACGCGCGUGCAGAGACACAGAGAGGGAGGGAGAGCGCGCGAUGAGGCUCGCGCACUCUGAUAAAGCCACUACCCAAACUUUGUCAUUCAUUUACGCAGCCGUUUGGCAGAGAGCACACUCACUGGGUCAGCGGUCUAAAUGGCGUUCCGGAAGUUGCCCGGUGUGCCCGUGUCAGCCAUGGGCCUCCGCUUGUCACAGAAAUUCGCCUUUCUGCUUUUUCUCUCCGGUUUGGUCACGUUGUGCCUCGGUGCUCUGUUUUUCCUUCCCGACUCCGUUCGCCUCAAGCGAUUCUUCCUUCCCAAGACCACCGACAGCGCGAGCACGAACACGAACACGAACGAGGCGGCGACCCAGAGCGGCGCGAUCGUCGAGCUCGCGGAAAAGGCGCGCGCGGACCGGGAGCGCCAGGAGCGCGAGCGGAGCGCCCCGUUUAAACCCGAGCCGAACGUCAAGCUCAAAGUCAGCCGGAAGCCAUCCGUGACGCGCGGCGACGCCACCAGCGGUACCGCGGAGAGAGCCACGGGAGCGCGCGAGGAGCGCAGGGCGAGAACGCCGCGCGGGGACGCGACCGAAGGAAGCACAGUGGCGCGCGCGAAAGGCUACACUUAUGACACUUUCCGAAAGUGUUUGCUCAAACCAGCGCUCGGGAAUAACCGGGGGAAACCGUCAGAUCCUCAAACUGUAGAGAGGAGGGAUAAAGUCAGAGAGAUGAUGAAAUUUGCCUGGGACAACUACAGACGUUACGCAUGGGGUCAAAAUGAGCUCAGGCCACUCACCAAAAACGGCCACAUCGGCAACAUGUUCGGGGGUCUGCGGGGGGCUACUAUUGUGGAUUCUCUGGAUACACUGUACAUCAUGGGUCUAACAGAGGAUUAUAAAGAGGCUAAAGAGUGGAUACACACCAGCUUGGACCUGGACUUGAGUGGAGAGGCUUCUGUCUUUGAGGUGAAUAUCCGGUAUGUUGGAGGCCUGCUAUCUGCGUACUACCUUACUGGAGAUGAGGUGUUUAAGCAGAAGGUGUUGGAGCUCGGUGAGAAGCUGCUGCCGGCAUUCAGCACUCCGACUGGCAUCCCACGAGGAGUCAUUAACCUGGGAAGUGGCACCAGUUGGAACUGGGGAUGGGCGUCGGCCGGGAGCAGCAUCCUGGCUGAGUUUGGGACAUUGCACCUGGAGUUCGUUCACCUGACGGAGCUUUCCGGAAACCCCGUUUUCACAGAGAAGGUGAUGAACAUCCGAAAGCUGCUGGACAGGAUCGAGAAGCCGCAGGGCCUGUACCCCAAUUUCCUGAGCCCUGUCAGUGGGAACUGGGUCCAACAUCAUGUUUCUCUUGGAGGCCUGGGAGACAGCUUCUACGAGUACUUGAUCAAGUCAUACCUGAUGUCAGACAAGACGGAUGAGAAGGCUAAGCAUAUGUACUACAGCGCUCUGGAGGCAAUAGAGGCUAACUUGGUGCAGAAAUCUUCCGGUGGUCUUACGUAUGUGGCUGAAUGGAGAGGCGGCAUUCUCGACCAUAAGAUGGGGCAUUUGGCUUGUUUCGCCGGGGGGAUGGUGGGCAUCGGGGCAGACGAUGGCACUCCAGAAAAGAGGCAGCACUACCUAGACCUGGCGGCCGAGAUCACAAACACAUGCCAUGAGUCUUAUAGUCGCUCAGCCACUAAGCUCGGCCCUGAGGCGUUCCGCUUCGACGGAGGUGAAGAGGCGACAGCCACCAGACUGAGCGAUCGCUACUACAUCCUGAGGCCAGAGGUCAUCGAGAGCUACAUGUACAUGUGGCGUCUGACUCACGAUCCCAAGUACAGGGAGUGGGGCUGGCAGGCAGUGGAGGCACUGGAGCAAUACUGCCGCAUUGACGGAGGUUUUUCGGGGAUCAGGGACGUCUACGCUACCGUGGUCAGCCAUGAUAACAUGCAGCAGAGCUUCUUCCUGUCUGAAACUCUGAAAUAUCUGUACCUGCUUUUCUCCGACGACGACCUGCUGCCACUGGAUGACUGGGUGUUCAACACUGAGGCUCAUCCUUUACCUAUCGUCCGCAAGAGCUGCUUAGACGAGCACAAUGGCACCACACGAGACACUCAACACACACAACCAGUGUAACCUGCAAUGACACACCUUGAUACACACGCACAGCGAGGCAGGGCCUCGGUUUAACCGGCCCUGCCGCAGCCUCUCGGCUCCUUUUCCUGUAAAGGAUCUCGUGCUGCACGCUGUGAUUGUAAUAUCUGAGCCGGGACAUUCUCUGUGGACAAUCAAAAUGAAAAUUACUUUUGUGACGAGAGCACCUUUGUUCCCUUCUUUCUUUCCUCCGUGAGGAAAAUGGAAUAUUCUUCAGGCCCAGAUUGGCGGGGUGGGCACCGCCUCUCGCGGGCUACUUUGAGAGAAAGAGAAAAUUGCUUCACUCUUCUUCAGCACUCUGUUAUUUCUGUCCAUCUUUUUACUCUUUUUUAUAAGCUAGUGACAGGCAGUUUGUGGACGAUUUGUUUUUAUUAAUGACUCAAGCGAUUUGCAAGCUCAAAAAGAAUAGAAAGCAACAAAACUCAACAGUAAACAUUCAAAUUACUUUUUUUUUUCAAGAAUCAGUACAUAACCCCGCUGCCAUUACCCAUUUUGUCUUCCCAUUUUCUUAUCUGAUUUUUGUCCCCUUAUCAUUAUCCUAUCUGCAUCCUUAUCUACAUUCCCAGUACUGUUACCUGAUUUGCACCACCUAUGUUGUUAGUUGAUCUCCCUUCCCAAUGUUCUCUGCUGAUCUGCAGUUAUAACAUAAUUGGUCCCCUUCAAUCUCUGUCUCUCUGUCAUAAAAUGAUCUACGUUUUGCUCCCCUGUGUUUUAACGCAAUGUGCAUUGCUUGUGACCCAAUCAACUCUUCCCUGUGUUGUUACCCAAUCUGUGUCCCCCGUGCCAUAACUCAUUCUGCAUCAGUUGUGUCGCAACGAAAUAUAUCUUCUACUGUUGGUACAUUGCUUGUAUCAUUACUCAAUAUAUGUCCCCUCUGUCAUUAACCAGUUUGUAUCUAUGGAGGCUUUGCCAUUUCUGCCCCCUCACAUUGUAACCCAAUCUGCAUCCUGUUUUGCUACCUUGUCUGUGCCCUAUUGCAACCCAAUCUGUUCACCUGUGUUGCUACCCAAUCUGUUCACCUGUGUUGCUACCCAACCGACAAAAGCAUUCAGUCUGUUUCCCAGUGUUGUAACUUGAACAGCAUUACUUGUGUCUUUAAGCAGUCUACGUCCCCUUUAUCACUAGCCAGUCACUGUCCAUGGUGAUGUUACCAUAUCUGUUUCCCUGUGUUGUAACCUGAUCUGCCUCACUCAUGCCAUUAUCUAAUUAACAUUCCCCUGUGUCCAAAUCUGCAUCCCCCAUGUCACAACCCAAUCUGCAUCCCCCGUGUCAUUACCCGAUCUGUGCCUUUUGUGUCAGUACUCAAUGUGCAAAUCUUGAAUAGCAAAGAUUUUCACUAGUUUUCACAGAUUUCGUCCAUCAAAGUAAGAAACAAAAAAUCCAACAAAUUAAAAAUUCACUUAAAUGGUUCAUUCACAAGAAUUAAAUCACAAAAGCGUGACCAAAUGUCCAUCAUUAUAACGUACAAAAUCUUUGGCCAAAACUUUUCAGUCAUUAUUAUUCGGAUUUUUCUUAGCUUUUUUCUUGUUUUCUUUGUGUUUUGUUUGCUUUUCCGCCAAGCCUAGAUGUCUGAA
This is a messenger RNA of Ictalurus furcatus (blue catfish), 5062 nucleotides long. Its product is annotated as mannosyl-oligosaccharide 1,2-alpha-mannosidase IA. Lineage: Eukaryota; Metazoa; Chordata; Actinopteri; Siluriformes; Ictaluridae. The coding region runs from base 1515 to 3470 and encodes 651 amino acids. Gene Ontology annotation, molecular function: calcium ion binding; mannosyl-oligosaccharide 1,2-alpha-mannosidase activity. Gene Ontology annotation, biological process: carbohydrate metabolic process; N-glycan processing. Gene Ontology annotation, cellular component: extracellular exosome; Golgi membrane; endoplasmic reticulum. The record is from RefSeq and is a predicted model, not a curated record. The transcript has 12 exons.